GAAGGCUGCGCGAGCUCUCAGUCAGCACACUCUCUACCGAACUUGACUCAAUGUUCAAACUCGAGGUUUUAUCAGCUGUGUGGAAUACAUUCAAGACAGAGGGCGGGUAAUAUUCAAGCACUUUCGAUUCAGGCUGUUUCUAAUAGGACGGAAGGCUUCUCGGCUUACUUGUAUACGUUAGUCCUAAUAAGUAAACAGCAGCGGUGUUCUCGUAACGACAGAACAGCGGACCACUCAUCAGUAAGCAUACUUUUUUUUUGCCGCGGUGGGUUUUUGUGUUGUAGUCAGCGCUUAGUAUCGCGUGGAAUCCAGAUCACACAUGAUCCGGUAAGAGCUCGCGACGCGCUCGAUUCUACACGCUGACGAGACGUUGUCGCGAAUUCCAUCCGGUCUGUAAAACAAACUGAAGUGCCGGCUCGUUUAUGUUAACUGUUACUCUGUCGAGGGGGCGAACCGGUCUCGGCUGCUCUCCCUUUGUUCGGGCCCAAGACUCGGCUGAAUCCACCGGAGUUCCGUUUCAAACGUCUCAUUCGAGCGCGAACGCUAUAUUAGGAUGGCUCCACAGAAGCACGGAUCUGGUGGAAAUGGUUUUUACGGCAACAACACGAGCAAAGCGGCUAAUGGAGGAGCGCACGUAUCGUCCGGUGUUGUGAUGACUUCAGCCAAGCGACCCAAGAUGGAGCAGGUCCAAGCCGACCACGAACUCUUCCUGCAAGCCUUCGAGAAGCCAACUCAAAUAUACCGAUUUCUUCGCACGAGGAAUCUCAUAGCACCAAUCUUCCUGCACAGAUCUCUUACAUAUAUGGCACACAGAAAUUCAAGAACAAAUUCAAAAAGAAAAUACUUCAGUGUGAACGACCUGCUAUUCAAAGUAGAGAAGUCGAAAGUGGAUCAGGAAUCUCACAACAUGGCGUCAAACCUGCAGCUAACUUUUACUGGAUUCUUUCAUAAAACUGAGAAGCCAUUGCAGAACUCAGAGAAUGAAGAAAACUCAGUUUCUGUGGAAGUGCUGCUUGUCAAGGUCUGCCACAAGAAGAGAAAGGAUGUAAGUUGUCCAGUAAAGCAAGUGCCUACAGGUAAAAAGCAGGUGCCUCUGAACCCAGACAGCAGCCAGACCAAGCUGGGAGCUUUCCCCACACUGAUGGUGUCCAGCCAUGAGUUUGAACCCAGUAACAGCCACAUGGUGAAGUCCUACUCCCUUCUGUUCAGAGUGUCCCGUCCAGGGGGGAGAGAGCUCAACGGCAUGACCACCAGAGAUACCAAUGUUAUGGAAGAGCUGCCUAACAGGAAGAAGAGAUACUGCUCUAAUCAGGAUGACGGAGAAACUACAUUUGUGGCGCAAAUGACAGUUUUUGAUAAAAAUAGACGCCUCCAACUUUUGGAUGGCGAGUAUGAAGUCUCCAUGCAGGAGAUGGAGGAGAGUCCUGUAGGCAAGAAAAGGGCAACGUGGGAAACCAUACUAGAUGGGAAGUGGCUACCACCCUUUGAGACCUUUUCUCAGGGACCCACGCUGCAGUUCACUUUGCGAUGGACUAACGACACGACUGACAGAGGAACAGCCCCAGUGGCCAAACCUCUUGCCACACGCAAUUCUGAAUCUAGCACAGUAGACGGCAGCAAGCCUAGCAAUGUAAAGCCUCCACAGGCAGUAGCUGUUAAUGAUUCAGUUGGUGCUGAUCUACCAGUCAGAAGAGAGCAAACUCAUGUUGAACCUCGUCAGAAACUACGUGUUUAUUAUCAGUUCCUAUACAACAAUAACACACGGCAGCAGACGGAGGCCAGAGAUGACCUGCACUGUCCCUGGUGCACGUUGAACUGCCGUAAGCUCUACAGCCUCCUCAAGCACCUCAAGCUCUCGCACAGCCGCUUCAUCUUCAUCUAUGUGCCUCAUCCUAAAGGAGCCAGGAUAGAUGUGUCGAUUAAUGAAUGCUAUGACGGCUCUUACGUUGGCAACCCUCAGGACAUCCACUGCCAGCCUGGCUUUGCCUUCAGCCGUAACGGCCCAGUGAAGAGGACUCCAGUUACACACUUCCUUGUCUGCAGGCCCAAGCGCUCAAAGCCCAGCCUCUCAGAGUUCCUGGAGUUAGAGGAUGGAGAACAGGAGCAGCAGCGGACGUACAUCAGCGGCCACAACCGCCUGUACUUCCACAGCGACAGCUGCGUGCCGCUUAGACCACAGGAAAUGGAUGUGGACAGUGAGGACGAGAGGGAUCCGGCAUGGCUCAGGGAGAAAACCGUUAUGCAAAUCGAUGAAUUCAUGGAUGUCAAUGAGGGAGAGAAAGAGGUCAUGAAACUGUGGAACCUGUAUGUAAUGAAACAUGGAUUCAUAGCUGACGACCAAAUGAAUCAGGCCUGCAUGUUGUUUGUGGAACAGCAUGGCACCACCAUCAUUGAGAAGAAUCUGUGCCGGAACGUUCUGCUCCAUCUGGUCAGCAUGCACGACUUUGGCUUAGUAAAUACAGUGAACAUAGAUAAGGCCAUGGCUCACCUGAGAGAUCUGAAACAGCAAAAAGAUGGCCAGGAGCAAUCCAAAACGCAAGGCAAUGCGGACGGUGGAUCCAGCGGCGAUGGUGAAGCCAGUGUAUCAAAGUUCGUCAAGACCCAGAAUCACUGAAACACCUCCUCACACUCUGCGUUGAAUUGAGUGUCAGCAGGCAUCAGGAGCCCUCUGGAUCUAUGAGCCACCAUAUUCUGCUCGCUCACAGGGUAAAAGUUGAUGUCGAGUUAGAAGCGAGUUAUGUGCUUCGACGGCCACAUACUCUGCAGAUCAUGAUUUUGGCCUGAUGUCAUCUGAGUUGAGAGCAACUCUUUACUAGAUUCAAAUUACUUGAAGAUGCCAUUAGUCUUUAUGAUGGACUGUACAAGCAGGUCAGAUUUUUCUUCACCCAUUUAACCCUGUAGCUCUAGCAAAUUUUUAGCACUUGUUUUAGGUGCCUGUUAUUAAAAGGACUAUGAGAAGAUUUUUUUAAUAUAUUUUGAAUAUUGAUGGAUGGAAAUGGCUCCUACAGACUUGCUUUUACUGCAUAUUUUUCACAGGGGUUGAUAGACUCAAUCUGAAAACGUUAACAUUUUAGGUUUGCUUGUCUAUGGUGUUUUUUUUUUUUUCUGUGUGUGUGUGUGGAGUUUUUCCGCUUUUUAGUUAGUGCCACCCCAAUUUUUUUUCUGGAACAAAGUUUUGUUGGUCUGUUCUUGGUGGCUUAGUAUCCACUUUAAUGUUGCACCACACUUGAAGACUUCAAAUGACUUUUUUCUUUGGAAUCUUGAAGAAUGAGCAUCAUUGCUGCAGGCCAUCUGCGUUUACACUGCAGUGUUCAAGUUUUUUAGAGCCUUAAUUCCACUGACCUUGCAACACAAACAUACAGGAACAGGGUGCUACAACACAGUGGGGUGAGGGAUGCCUUGCAGAAAUGUUUACACUUGCCUUAUCCAUGGAAACAUGGACUCUUAUGCAGGGUUUAAACUUUUGAUCUAAAUCAGUGCAAACAGGUUUCAUUUAUUCUUGUUUGAAUAAUUUCAAUGAUGCUUUACUGCACACAAUACUGCGUCCAGUUCAACAUUUUAUCAGUACCAUUUUAUCACGGUGCAUCUGCUAGGCUGUGUCCAUCGAUAUACUUUUUCCAGUUGUCCUUCAUGGUGCCCAAUUGUUAAAUUUUUCUGGUGUUGAGGAAACCUGUUGUAACAUGUACAUAAAUUUAGUGACAUGAUGGCUUUGCUGAUGGUGACUGCAUUCCGGAAGGAAUAUUAUUUUAGACCAAAGUGAAAUGACUAUAAUGUUUGUCUAGUUGGCUUCAAAUCAGUAAUGUAAGUUUUCAUAGUUUUUUUUUUCUGUAUGCAUCUGUUUUAAAAGAAAAGGAUCUCUUUGUGAAUCAUUACUGCUUUAUUUUGCUAAAACUGUGCACUGGGUUAAAAAAAAUGUUUUUGAUCAAUUACUUAACUGCCUGAAACCAUUGCAUAAUUGCAAUUUGCAUAACCCUCUUAAUACAGCAAUGAUUAGACAAGAUGUGGAUUACUGAUAUAAAGAAAUGUCAAAAAAAAAAAAAAGAUAUUUAUAUCUUGAAUAGAAACAUUAUGAAACCUG
Messenger RNA from Cyprinus carpio (common carp), 4078 nucleotides. RefSeq names its product polycomb protein suz12-A. Gene Ontology annotation, molecular function: chromatin DNA binding. The record is from RefSeq and is a predicted model, not a curated record. Gene Ontology annotation, cellular component: nucleus; ESC/E(Z) complex. Lineage: Eukaryota; Metazoa; Chordata; Actinopteri; Cypriniformes; Cyprinidae.